Prorocentrum cordatum is the source of this 1953-nucleotide messenger RNA. Lineage: Eukaryota; Dinophyceae; Prorocentrales; Prorocentraceae. The record is from the annotation of a GenBank genome assembly.
AUGGCUGACGGCCGCCAGAGAGCCCGAUCGGCCGAGAAGCAGCCGGAGACGCCCCAGAGUGCGGCGGAGUGCCUUUGCGGCAGCAGCCGCUUGAGCAGGCUGACGCUGCGAUUCUCCGACAGUGGGUUGGAGGAUGGCUUCGCCAAGCACCGCGGGCCGAAGCUCAUCUCCAACAUGCGAAAGUGCGCGGCGUGCGGUACCAUUUUGGCCAUAGCGUGCCUAAUCAUUGAUCGGCCUUGGGACAAUACUAUCGAGCGCUACGAGAGUCCCCAAGACAUGCAUGCGAGAGAGAGCGCACGCGGGAUAGCUCUGGGCCUAGGUCUCUUAACGCUGAGCACGUUUACGGUGUGGUCUAUCCCCUUCAUGACUAAAGCUCAUACGUAUGCGCUGGAGAUUAUGGCCCUCUGUGUUAUUUCUAUGGGGCUCAUUGUUUAUAUAUUUUCAACGCCGUGGUACAGCGCAUGGGCUUUAGGCUACAUGCCAGCGGCGGUUAUUAAAGGAUCAACGGAUACACACUUGGUGCUGUUCAUUGUUGGUAUCCAGACGACUACCAACAUGGCGUUGCCGAUCCGAUUCUUUAUCGGUAUGUUUCUGAAUAUCGUGUGCAUUCUAUGCUACACCGUUCCAGUUUUUGUUUUUGGGGGACCCGAGAUGCAGAAUGCCCUUAUUCACCUGUGGUUCUUAGUAUGCAUCGUUGUUCUGGCAGCGGUAGGGAAGCACAGCCUCGAGUACCACGAACGUUUCAUGUACGUUGCCCUCCUCAACGAGAAGCGCCUGCGCUUCCAGUCAGAGUUCGCACUGUCCAACAUACAUCCGGAUAUGCACCCGGAUCUACCUCGUCAGCUUCCUUCCUUGAGCGGAGAGUCGGUUCCGUCAACUUCUGAUUCGGCACGCGCCUUCGCGCUGGACACUGAUACGCACGAGUGUGUACGACGACUUGCGCAGAUAGGGGAGAAGGAGCAAUGGUUGAUCCAUCAAGACGACCUGAGCAUGGAGCCGCUUCACUUGCUGGGCGAAGGGGGGUUCGGAAAAGUUUGCGCGGGGCUCUACCAGGGAGCAUCCGUGGCAAUGAAGGUUCCGAAAGAAUUCUUGACGCGAUCCCAUCUAGUAGCCAUGACCAACGAACUGCGCAUUCUGAGAAGGGUCAGGCAUCCAAACAUUGUGUCUCUUUAUGGGGCUUGCCUCGACGAGCGGAGGGGUACAAUAAUACUGGUCCUUGAGCGGGUGACGGGAGUUACCUUGGGGCAUUUCCUCAAGGCGAAGCGAGAGGAGGGUCGAACCGUUCCUUUCAUGCGAGGCUCCCCGAGUGAGGAAGACCGAGUGCAGGUACUAGUGGGCUUAUCGUCAGCAUUGUGCCAUCUGCAUUCGCGGAAACCCCUUAUAGUGCACGGCGACCUGAAGCCAUCAAACGUUUUUGUUGUAAAUGAUUGCUCAUGGACGCCAGUCAAAGCAAAGCUGCUAGACUUUGGGCUUGCAAGAUCUUUGACUAAACAUGCGAACCCGUUGGGGGGAACUCCCCGUUGGGCAGCACCAGAGGUGUUCCAUGGCCGCUCAAGGCCCAGCACUUUAGCAGAUGUCUAUUCGUUUGGCCGCAUAAUCUUCAUCACGGUGACUGGCCUACAGCCUGGCGCUCAUCCGAUGUACCCAGAUGCGAUGCAAGGGCAUCAGCUUCACCACGAGCUCGAUUUUUUAGUCGGCAACGGGCUUGCAGGAAAGAGCAAGGUUCUCAUAGAGAAGUGCAGCAGUCGCGAGGUUACAAUCCGGCCGUCCAUGCGGGAGGUGCACUCAGAAGUUCUAGCUUGGAGGGAAGAAGUGGUCGGAUGUCUUUCCAAUAGAUCAGACGGACAGCCCAACUCCGGUGAUGUGUCGCUCUCGGCUGUAGUGGCGAGCGAGCCAAGAACAAUUACUGCACAGACAGACGGGUUUCUUUCGGCUGAAACGAUAAGGGUUUAG